CUCCGUUUCUAGCCCUUCCAAUCCAACACAUGUAACAAACAACGGCGCAUGUUAUCAUAUUCCGUUAAUCACCUUCAAAAAAGAACAACGCGCGUGAUAUCACGCGCGCACUAAUCGUUCUUCUCUUGUAACCUUGGGAAAAACACACUCUUUAUCCAUCUCCUCUUCGAUUCACCAGCUUUCUGUUCCUCGUGUCUGAUCCACCUUCGAAUCAACAGAAUCUUGUUAUUAUGAUGAGAAGGGGUCAAAUAUCUGCGAGAAAGACGCCAUCUCUGGUUGAUCUUUGUGUUCAAACAGCUAUAGAUAAUUUAAGAUACCUUGGAAAUGUUGGUCCUGUUGAUCAUCAUCUGCUUGAACGAAUCUUGCCACACUGCACACUUGACCAGUUGACGCAUAUCGAGAAGGCCAGCGAAGGGAUGGAUUUGAGCCCGGUAACAGAUAAAUUGUGGAAAAAGUUCUUUGAAAAGCAGUUUGGUAUAAGUUGCACAAAUGAAAUAAUUAGGAGGAUGACAGAAAAAAGAGUGUCAUUCAGAUGGUUGCAGUUGUAUGAGGCUAAGGGAAAAGAAGUGGCUCAGGCUGAGAAUGAAGCAAUUGAUCGACUCAGGGAACGCUACAAGAAUGCGGAUGCAAAGAAACAGAGCAGGCAAGUAAAAACAUGCACCAAACUUCCACCUUCAAGUAAAAGAAGAUUUUGGGGAGAUAAUGGACCUGGAUACAACGUGUCAAAUGUGAAGAGCAACAUAAUGAAGAAGUCAAAGAUAGAAUUUCUUAAGAGUCGGGAGGUAAAAAAUAUCGCAGCAAUGAAGAAAAAUUCUAUUCCGAGGAGUAGCAGUUCAUCAAGCAGCAUGAAGAUCGGAAGCAUGUCUGGAGUUGGUUCAAGUUCCAAAGGUCCCAAUCUUCAAAAAGGAUGUUUUAGGGGCAGACAAUGAGGAUAGCAAUGCUAUGUAUCAUUAUUUGCUUUUAAAUUGUGAUGAUAGCAACAUUUAUAUUCAUGCUAAUACAAAUGUAUUUUCUUCCCUUAAAAAAAAUGUAUGUUCAUUGCUUGCUUCUAAAAUUGACUCGACAUUUAUGUGUUGUUAUAUGUACCGCGUAGAUAGAAUCAAAUUAUGCAGUUGUUUGUAUUGUAAUAUGUUGAUUUCCAUAUAUAAAUGCAAUUACAGUUCAUUUUCACA
Messenger RNA from Medicago truncatula (barrel medic), 1172 nucleotides. RefSeq names its product transcription elongation factor B polypeptide 3. NCBI's taxonomy places the organism in Eukaryota, Viridiplantae, Streptophyta, Magnoliopsida, Fabales, Fabaceae. The transcript is spliced from 8 exons. The record is from RefSeq and is a predicted model, not a curated record. The coding region runs from base 231 to 929 and encodes 232 amino acids. Gene Ontology annotation, cellular component: elongin complex; nucleus. Gene Ontology annotation, biological process: transcription elongation by RNA polymerase II.